AUGCUGUCCGCGUCCCUGAAGCCGCCGCCCUCCCUCGCGGCGAUCUCCCCGUCCUCCCGCGCCCCCGCGCCGCCCGCCGCCUCAUUCCCUUCCCUUCUUCCCAGCCGCGGCCGGGUCCGCCUCUCGGCGGCCGCGUCCGAGGGCGCCACCGUCAGCCAGGAGGACGCCGCGUCCGUCUCCGCCGCGUUCGAGGAGGCGCGCCUGGCCCAGUUCGCGGCGGACUGGAAGGCUGUGCGCGCAGACAAGGAACAGGGGAAGAUCCUCACGCUGCCGGUGCUGCGCUCAAACACCGGCGGGCUCAUCCUGAAAUACAACUCCAUGCAGGGCUUCGUGCCCAAUCCUCUCCUCAGCCCCGCCCAUUGGUGUAAAGAUCCCAAAAGGCCCAUUCAAGAUGUUACAAAGGACCUAGUAGGUUCCUCUGUUUCUGUCAAGGUAGUUGAAGCAAAUGAGGCAGAAAAGAAGCUUGUAUUCUCUGAGAAGGAUGCCAGUUGGUCAAUGUACUCUUCUCAAGUAAAGAUUGGCGGUACCUAUGAUGGAAUUGUUGGUUCUGUCUUCCACUAUGGUGCAUUUGUUCACCUGCGAUUUCCUGAUGGAAAGUAUCAUCUCACUGGUCUCGUACAUAUCUCUGAGGUCUCUUGGGAUCUUGUCCAAGAUGUCCAAGAUUUUCUAACUGAAGGCGAUAUCGUCAAGGUCAUAGUGGUGAAUGUUGAUGCGGAGAAGUCAAGGAUUGGUUUAUCAAUCAGGCAAUUGGAGGAAGAUCCUCUGCUGGAGACAUUGGACAAAAUUAUUCCUUUGGAACCCGACCUAUCACCUGAUUCUGAGACCGCAUCAUCUCCUCCAGAAAUUGAACUUCUUCCAGGACUUGACGGUAUAUGUAAUGAACUUCUACAAGAGGACGGUAUAACAGAUGUGCGGUUCGGGCGGCAGGCUUUGGAGAAACGUGUGGUUUCACAAGAUCUAGAGCUCUGGCUUUCUAGCGUGCCAGCUAAGGACAACCAGUACAAGCUUCUUGCUCGAGCUGGGAGACAGGUCCAGGAAGUGUACCUGACGACGAGCCUAGACCAGGAGGGCGUGAAGAAGGCGGUGCAAAGAGUGCUAGGACGCGUUCCCUGA
Triticum turgidum subsp. durum (durum wheat) is the source of this 1113-nucleotide messenger RNA. Lineage: Eukaryota; Viridiplantae; Streptophyta; Magnoliopsida; Poales; Poaceae. The record is from the annotation of a GenBank genome assembly.